Ruditapes philippinarum (Manila clam) is the source of this 1400-nucleotide messenger RNA. RefSeq names its product sodium/hydrogen exchanger 6-like. The record is from RefSeq and is a predicted model, not a curated record. Gene Ontology annotation, cellular component: membrane. Gene Ontology annotation, molecular function: sodium:proton antiporter activity. Gene Ontology annotation, biological process: regulation of pH; sodium ion transport. The transcript is spliced from 6 exons. Bases 31 to 456 code for a protein of 141 amino acids. NCBI's taxonomy places the organism in Eukaryota, Metazoa, Mollusca, Bivalvia, Venerida, Veneridae.
UUUCUUAUUUUGUUUGGACUUUUAACUAAAAUGACUAACAUAUUUCAGUAUGAGCUUCAAAUAGCCCCAGGACAACAGUUAGAACCUUUGAUUAAUCAGCUUCAAAGCCAGGCAGAGCAAGAUAUUCAACAUAGAUCUUUUGGGAAAGCAUUCCUUGUUGCUAAAUGGUACAAAUUUGAUAGAAAGUUUUUAAAACCAUUCCUUACAAAUAGUAGACCAAAUUUAAUGGAGACAUGUCCAAAUUGUUGUCUACCAUUAGCAAGAAUGUUAACAACUCAAGAACAGCUGAUGGAAAGUGAUUUAAAUCAUGAUCAGGAUUCAGACACAGAUAUGAUAAUAGAUCAUAGAGAGUUGUCUAUAGGAGAAGACAGUCAGAUUAGUGCCAGUCCUUCAAUGAACUCCACCCAAGAUAAAGAACACACGGAGGAAUGGACCAAACUUAUGAAACGAUUAUGAAUAACAAAUCAAAUAAAUUUCCAAAAUAUAGAGAAGAUCUGAGCGGUGACCUUGGCCUUGGAGAACGAUCAAAUCAACCAGUGAGAUUACAAGUUAACUUGGGUUCACCUUCAGGAGACCAUGUGUGAUUUUAUAUCUAUAUCAUCCAAUCAGCUUGCAAUAUCUCUAUCAUAGAUUAUAACUAAUGUUUAUACAGCCUGAAUGUGAACACUGUACAUUACAUAUUGAAAUAUUGCUUAAUUCUGUAUGGUUCAUAUAAAUUAUGUGAAAACUGUCAAUUAUGUAUUGAAGCAAGCUUAAUUCUGUAUAGCUGUUAAAUGUGAAAACUGUCAAUUAUGUAUUAAACAAGCUAAAUUCUGUAUGGCUCACAUAUGUGAAAACUAAACUGUCAAUUAUGUAGUUUAACAAGCUAAAUUCUGUAUGGCUCAUAUAUGUGAAAAGUGAACUGUCAAUUAUGUAUUGAAACAAGCUAAAUUCCGUAUGGCUCACUUAUGUGAAAAGUGAACUGUCAAUUAUGUAGUUUAACAAGCUAAUUUAUAUAUAUGGCUCACAUAUAUGUGAAAACUCAGUUAUGUAUUGAAACAAGCUAAAUUCUGUUUAACAAACUAAAUUCUGUAUGACUCUCAUAAUUAUGUGAAAACUAAACUGUCAAUAAUGUAGUUUAGUAAGCUAAAUUUUGUAUAGCUCACUUGAAAAUUGUCAUUUAUGCAGUUUAACAAGCUAAAUAAUGUAUGGUUCACAAUUAUGUGAAAAUUAAAGUGUCAAUAAUGUAGUUUAACAAGCUAAAUUCUGUAUAGCUCACAUACAUAAAGACUGUAAAGUAUGUAUUAUUAUACAGUUAUUUCAUAUGUGAUUUGGGAACAGUCAAACUGUUGGCCCGAGGUGGAGGGGGUAGUGUUUUGAACUGUUCAGUUCAAAACACUAUCACCCACACCGAGGGACAA